This is a messenger RNA of Limanda limanda (common dab), 777 nucleotides long. Its product is annotated as receptor-transporting protein 3-like. The coding region runs from base 94 to 573 and encodes 159 amino acids. The transcript has 2 exons. Gene Ontology annotation, molecular function: olfactory receptor binding. The record is from RefSeq and is a predicted model, not a curated record. Gene Ontology annotation, biological process: protein insertion into membrane; protein targeting to membrane. NCBI's taxonomy places the organism in Eukaryota, Metazoa, Chordata, Actinopteri, Pleuronectiformes, Pleuronectidae.
CAGGCUGACGUGUUGUCCUCUCAAGCUUUUCUUUAACUGCACUGAUCAGCUGUAAGACUUUACUGAACCACCAGCACCACCGGCACUGACAGGAUGGCUCUGGCAAGGUGGAAGUCUACCUUCAAGAGAGAAGCUGACGGUCUCCCGUGUGGAGACACUUGGAAUCUGGAGUUUAAUUCCAGUAUUAGCCCCAGACGUCCUCAGCCCGGAUGGAAGGAGUACGUCACGCAGACCACUGCAAGGUUUAGUUGCAGCCUGUGUGGAAAGCGCUGGUCCUCCAAUAAUGUGAUGGUGGUCUUCCACAUGCACCGGAAGGGCCGCACGGGCACCGUCAAAGUGAGCCGCUUUCGUCAGAAGUGCCAGAAAUGCAGACAUGCCCCGAUGGAGGAUCCCAGCAUAAACAAGACGAACAUCUGCAUCCUCAUGAAGAACCUGGUGAAGAAGAUUAAAAAUAACUGCUACAAUGCAGCCCUGCAGGGCCGCGAAUCCCCUUACAAUAAGCUUCUUGUCACAAGUCGCCACAUGCCUGCCCACUGCGAGGGAUGUAUUGAAGGCAUCUGUACAAACAAUUGAGCCGCACUUCAUGAUCGUAAAGUUUUGUGCCGUUGUUUUUGGCAUCGCUUGUAACUCUUUUUUUUUUUUUUUUAUGUAACUACAAGUAAUAACUUGCCCAGAUUUACUUUCCUAGGGGGAAGGGGUGUGUUGUUUUGAGAUUGUAACAAGAGUUUUUGAAUUUGUUGUUAGGGUCUUCUUAAACUAUAAUUUACAAAAAAACUC